AUGUUGGUCGGUGGCAUUGUGGUAGGUUUGAAUAUUUUUAGAAACGCUUGAGCUAGAGCAUGGUUAAGGUAAGGUAAGCUGUGAUAGAAUAAAGGUAGAGUAGAACAAGGUAAAAUACCGUAUUGUAAAAUAGGAUAUAACAAGGUAAAAUACCAUAUUGUAAGAUAGGGUAAUGUAGGGUAGGGUAGGGUAGGGUAGGGUAGGGUAGGCUAGGGUAGGGUAGGGUAGGGUAGGGUAGGGUAGGGUAGGGUAGGGUAGGGUAGGCUAGGGUAGGGUAGGGUAGGGUAGGGUAGGGUAGGGUAGGGUAGGGUAGGGUAGGGUAGGGUAGGGUAGGGUAGGGUAGGGUAGGGUAGGGUAGGGGUAGGGUAGGGGUAGGGUAGGGUAGGGUAGGCUAGGGUAGGGUAGGGUAGGGUAGGGUAGGGUAGGGUAGGGUAGGGUAGGCUAGGGUAGGGUAGGGUAGGGUAGGGUAGGGUAGGGUAGGGUAGGCUAGGGUAGGGUAGGGUAGGGUAGGGUAGGGUAGGGUAGGGUAGGGUAGGGUAGGGUAGGGUAGGGUAGGGGUAGGGUAGGGUAGGGGUAGGGUAGGGUAGGGUAGGGUAGGGUAGGCUAGGGUAGGGUAGGGUAGGGGUAGGGUAGGGUAGGGUAGGGUAGGGUAGGGCAGGGUAGGGUAGGGUAGGGUAGGGUAGGGUAGGGUAGGGUAGGGUAGGGUAGGGUAGGGUAGGGGUAGGGUAGGGUAGGGUAGGGUAGGGUAGGGUAGGGUAGGGUAGGGUAGGGCUAGGGUAGGGUAGGGUAGGGUAGGGUAGGGUAGGGUAGGGUAGGGUAGGGUAGGGUAGGGUAGGGUAGGGUAGGGUAGGGUAGGGCAGGGUACUAUAGCAAAUUAUCGUUUUGUUUUAGGACUGUCUAGGCGGUUCACAACAAGCGUUCACUCAUUUCAUCAACUCCGAUUACUUUAUGGUGCAUAUACGACCAUUAUUAAAAAAGAAGUUUACGUGGGGUUUUACACCGUUAUGUUACUUGAUGUAUCAUUGCAUGUACUCAGCACAAAUAACACCUGUUUUAAUGGCGUAUAAUCGGAUGUGUAGCUUGUGCUUCCCUCUAAAAUACAAUAUGGUACGUUUUGAGUAUAAGGUAUUAUUUAACAUAGUUACUGCGCAAAGGUGCUACGUGGUCAAACUCUAAAAAUUUUUUAUGCGUUUGUUUCGGCGUAUUUUACAAAACAUUUUUUAGCUUUGGAAGCACUACAAGAUAAUAUUGUUUGUAGCCUAUGCCAUAUUACCGUAUUCUUUAGCGUUUUACUUGCCUUUCAAUAAAGCUGGACUUACUUUUGAUAACACAACAUUAUGGUUUAAUUAUACUGGAUUUGAUUAUGACCAUACGUUUACUCUUGGGGUAAGUAAAGCUUUUGAAAAUUUUUUUAAUUUUGAUUUUUUUGACUUUAAAAUUCUGUAACUUGUAAAAUACGUCGUAUACUGUAAUGGAAUUUAAAAUAGUAAGUUGAUACAGUAGUUGCUGUUACACUGUAAAAAAUUUCUUUGUUAUGAGUUGUACUGAUUGAGUACGACUAGUUUUUGUCUCUGAAGCGAGUCUCAACUACAAUUUUUUUUUGUUUUUAGCCUAUAAAACCUAAAAUGCGAUGCUUACGAGAAUAAAAUUUUACAUACUCAAUAAAUAUAGUCUUAUCUGUUAUUGGAUACAAAAUUACAGUAUUUUAAUUCGUACUGAGUUGGUUCAUUUGUUUUUAAAAACGACCACUCUUUUCUACCAUACCCUGUUUCAGAUUGUAGACGCUGAAGUCACUCAAUAUUUAUCGGUUAUAUGUGCAUUAUUGGGUGUAACUUGUAAUUUUAUCAACGUUUGCAUGUUAAUACGGCAUAGAAUAAACGGCUACAUUACGGGUAAACGUGAAGUCAAUUUUGUUAUAUGUUGUACUAUCAACUUCAUAGCUCAAUGCUUGGUGGCGGCUGGCCAGGUAAGCUGGUUUUUGAUUUUUUUUUGAAGUAUGGCAUAGCGUGAGCUUGAGCCUGAAAUUGAAGUUGGGCUUGAUCUUAAUGUUUAGCUUGAGCCUGAGCCUGAGCUUGAGCCUGAGCCUGAGCCCAAGCUUUAGUCUUAGUCUAUUAAAAAAGAUCAUUUCAGUACAUAUUCAUAUCCGGAAUAGUAAAUAUCUACGUUGCUUUGCGGUUCAUAUUGCCAGUAACAAUCGGAUCACAUUUUGUAUUACCUGGUUUGGUCAUAGUGGCAUCAAUUGCACCGUUGCGACAUGCUGUUCUCAGACCAUUUAUGACCAAAAAGAGUGCUGUUAUGUUCUUGAUGAAUGCUGGGUCUUCAAAGUAAGCUUUUGAUAACAAAAAUUGUAUUGCUACAGGGCUAACAAGUUAAAAUUUUUUUUGAAGUUUAAAGCUGGAUUUUUUAACUAAAAAACCAGUUUUUCAGAUAAAAAAAAAACAAAUUUUUUGGCUAGAAAACCCCACUUUUUGGCUAGAAAAUCCCAUUUUUUGGCUCAAAAAACCGAUUUUUUGAUAAAUUUUCAAGCUUUUAAGACUGUUUUUAAGAAUAUUGUAUAAGACAAGUUACAAGAAAGUGAAAUAUUACAAUUUUUAGACACAGAAAAAUAAAAUACGCAAAUUAUUGAUAUCGAUCUUUUAGUUUUACAAACUCAGCCUCAGCACCGAACAUAGAAAGAAGUGGACCACAAGGAUAUGUGAAGUCAACUCUAAAUCAAUAUUCACAAUGA
Messenger RNA from Bursaphelenchus okinawaensis, 2728 nucleotides. The record is from the annotation of a GenBank genome assembly. Lineage: Eukaryota; Metazoa; Nematoda; Chromadorea; Rhabditida; Aphelenchoididae.